AUGAUUUCCCCCUGCGACCCUGCCAUCUUAAUCAAUAACCCCCAAUUCAAAGCCCUACACCAACAACUAACAACAACGAUAUUGAAUCCCGAUGGCUCCACGCGAGCACAUGCGGCGGAUCCGUCGCGGAGAGCGGUGCAGGCUGAUCUUAAGAAAUAUUUGAUCAGAGCUGUGAAGGCAAGAAUUCUGCGGAGGGUUGUUGCGCGGGUUGCUGUGGAGGAGUCGAAAGAGGGCUUGGAUGAUGAGCUCCGAAACCUUGUCUCCGUCAUCGUGCUCUACAUCCAACAUACCUCCAGCUUCAAAAACAGUACCAACAACGAUGAACUCCACUCUCUCUUCUCCCCCGACCUGAAGCGCUUCCACUCCGCCAUCCCCUCCCUCAUCCCCUCCAUCUCCACCCUUCUCUCCGCAGACCUAUCCCACCUCAAAUCCCUCGCAAGGACAAUCUCCACCUCCACCUCCAACUCCGGCAACCACAACAGCAACAGCAGUGACAGACAACCCUCCCACCAACCAACCAACCAACCACGCCCGCACAAUCGCCUUCGUCCACUCUCCCUCAAACCUUCGCCAGCAGACAUCUCCCUCCCAUCUCAACUAUCCAACCGUCUCCGCACCCUGCGCACCAUCCAAUCGCACGAUCUCCCGACAGCCCGGACAAAAAUGACAGUCACGGCUGCGGCGGUGCUGGCUGCGCACGCCCAGGUGAUGGAGCGGAUGAUACAUAUUCUUGAGCGGACGAAACAUGGCGCGUUGGCGCGGGGUGGGAAGGCAAGGGCUGAGCAUGUGGCGGUGGUGUUGCAGGGGAUUGAGGGGAAGCGAUCUACACGCCGGAAACCACGGCUGCAUUGGCGCGUUAUCGCGAUCAUCUGGAUGACACGCGUUUACGGACUGGAGGAGAGGAGGAAGCAGGCUGUGCUGAAGCUGGAGGCCUAUGAGCGGGCCGAUUCUGGUGAGGGUGCUGGUACAGAUGGCGACGGUGGUUUAGAAAAGCCAGGGGCUAUGGUGGAGAUUGCAAGGAGGUAUGGAGCUUUGGUUAAGGAGGUUGAUGGUGUGAGGAUGGAGAUUAGAAGAUUGGGGGGUUGA
Molecule: messenger RNA, 1086 nt
Organism: Paracoccidioides lutzii Pb01
Exons: 4
Coding region: 1-1086 (361 amino acids)
Source: RefSeq, a predicted model, not a curated record